CAAAAAGACAAUCAAACACUUCCAAGUAAAAAAGAACAAAUCUCUCACGGACUCUCAAAACUGGUCAAACAAACAAAAAGAACCCUAAGAACUUGAGAUGAAAGGCGGCCAAUCGAAAGCAGAAGCAACGAGCACAGAUCAAAGACUCAAAACCAGAGGAAGGAAGAAGAAGACGGCGACGAAGGACCCAAACAAACCUAAGAGACCUCCAAGCGCUUUCUUCGUCUUCUUAGAUAAUUUUCGACGGGAGUUCAAAGAGGCGAACCCUAACAACAAGUCCGUAGCCGCCGUUGGGAAGGCUGCUGGAGCCAAGUGGAAGUCUAUGAGUGAAGAAGAGAAAGCUCCUUAUGCUACCAAGGCAGAGACCAGGAAGAGUGAAUAUAAUAAGAGUAUGCAACAGUACAACAUGAAACUGGCUAAUGGAACCAGUAGAGGUGAAGAUGAUGAGUCCAAGUCUGAAGUUGACGAAGCUGGAGGAGCAAGCGAAGAGGAGGAAGAAGACGAUGAUUAAGGAGGCUUUCUCGUCUAGGUUACUGCCAUUGACUGACUCAGAUUUGUGGAUGGGAUUAGUAAUUUAAAUGUGUCCCAAAAAAAACUGAAAAACUGGUUAUGCUUUGUGUUUGUAAUAUUAAGAACCUCAGUUGCUGCUUCUUCGUGUUUAGUUCAGUUGUAUGGUCGGAUAGGAUCACUUGGAUGCUAUGUCUCCUUAUUACCUUCUGUGUUUAUUAAGGAUUUAUUUGAUGAGUGGUAUAUGGAUUUAUUUAAA
Messenger RNA from Brassica oleracea var. oleracea, 766 nucleotides. RefSeq names its product high mobility group B protein 4-like. Bases 98 to 511 code for a protein of 137 amino acids. Lineage: Eukaryota; Viridiplantae; Streptophyta; Magnoliopsida; Brassicales; Brassicaceae. The transcript has 8 exons. The record is from RefSeq and is a predicted model, not a curated record.